Messenger RNA from Spizellomyces punctatus DAOM BR117, 5616 nucleotides. RefSeq lists its product as uncharacterized. Gene Ontology annotation, molecular function: protein binding; glycosyltransferase activity. The record is from RefSeq and is a predicted model, not a curated record. The coding region runs from base 557 to 5365 and encodes 1602 amino acids. The transcript is spliced from 6 exons. NCBI's taxonomy places the organism in Eukaryota, Fungi, Chytridiomycota, Chytridiomycetes, Spizellomycetales, Spizellomycetaceae. Gene Ontology annotation, biological process: protein O-linked glycosylation.
UGCUGGUUCCUUUCCCCAGAUUUUUAUUUUUUUUUUAUUUUCUUUCUUGUUUAUUCUGUUCAAUUAUCGUAUUGCUUUUCAAACGGGCAUUCAUCAUAACAAGGCUUUACAAAGGUUGAAAGCAAAAAGGACACACACAAAAGGGCCGACGGAAGUUGGGCGUCAGUUUAGGAUUUUUGUUCCCCUCCGUGUGUACGUUACGCCAAAAAAAGUGACGAUUAGCCGCCUAGCCGUGUGCGCGUGAAAAAAGCCCCUUCACCCCGCCGGGACCCACCCAACUGCCCACCACCAACACACACACAGAUAAUCCAACACGACGACUGCAGUCUGCCCCAAACACUCGCCCCACAUCUCAUUGUUCGUCGAGCCCAACUAGCAAAAGGCACCGCAGACUCGGGACCUCCGACUUCCUCUUGAAAGGAGCAGACCUUGCGGACUCUGGUGACUUUUUUGUGGGGAGCAACAAGGCAUCCGAGAAUGAGGCGGGAGUGAUUCAACAGAGACCUUUUCAUUCCUCAAACAAGAACAGCAACAACGUACACAGCAAGUAGCGCAAAUGGCCGUUCCCCAACAACCUCCUUCUCCUGCCAAUAUUGCAAACUCACAUUUUGGGUUUGGGCAUUACCGAAGGGAUUCACGGACCAUGAUGGGGCAGACGGCAACCGACGCUCGCUUGCUACUCGAACGGACCGGUUCCGAUCUUCAAGCCUACUCCAUUUCUACCACACAGACGAACGUUCUUCCCCAACGGACAGCCUCCAGACAACCUACCUCGUACCCUUUACGUAGCAGCUCUACCACCUUUGCCCGGCACGUUGGAUCUGCAACACUGGCAACUCCUGUUCAGUUGUACGCGCCGUCAAACACCGAUCCAGCAUUGUACGCACAAUUCCCACAACACAUGCUAAAGCCCAUUGUAACGCUGCCACCUGUCCAGCAAACUCAGCAGCCAGCAUUUCUCGGUGGCGCUUCGGCCGAAACCUACCAUCAACACUUUCAAUCUUCCCUUCAGCAAACGUACGCUCAACCGCAUGCACCACAACUGCAACAACCAACAGCUGCACCAUCUUCACAAUCGCUGCAACUCUUGCAGCCGCUUGAGCCUCUGCAAUCCCUCCAACAAUCCGUUCAACAGCCGCAACAGCAGCAGCAGAAUCACCAUCAUGCAUCAACGCUCUAUUUUCCGCAGCACAACCUUCCCGCCGGAGCCACGGCCGUUGUCCCCGUCGCCCCCGGCGCCGCCUAUCCCCUCCACGCCGUCAAUUACAUCAAUGUUGCGAAUCCAAGCCCGUCAUUUGCCCACUUUACUGCCAACAUUACCCAAAUGCCGAAUCAAAUCUACUAUCAGCCGAUCAUGUAUCACCAACCUCAUCCGAUGCCGAUGCAUGCACUCGCAUAUGGCGGUUUGGCAUACAGUGGUCUUGGAACGCAGGAAAUCGUUGGAGGCUCGACAUUUAGCGCGCUGGGAACAUCAGGUAUUGAUGGGUGUAGCAUUGGAACAGGGUCCAUACCUGGAUCGGCAAUGGGACUGGUUCCUACGCCUGCUUCCAUUCCUCCGACCAGGGAAUGGUUGGAACAAGGACUCAGUAUAGCUCAUGACAAGUACAAUGCGGGCGACUUUACCGGUGCCUACAACCUACUGCAGACGCUGUACCAAGCGAAUCAAGCACAUCUUCCUACGCUACUCCUACUCGGAUGCACAUGUUAUUCGCUGAACCUGCAUCAGUUGUCCAUUCAUUACAACAAUCUGAUCCUGCAACUGGAUCCGCACUUUGCAGAGGCGUUUUCCAAUCUCGGAACAACCUAUCGGGCUAUGGCGCAGAGUGGUGUAAACAAUACCGGAAGUCCAAGCUACAACCUGAACAUGGCUGAGCAGUACUAUCGCAUUGCGAUUUCAAUUCGACCAAAGUACUGGGAUGCGAGUAUCAAUUUGGCAGGAUUGUUAAGCGCCCAUGGCCGUUAUGAUGAGGCGAUUCUCGUGUACACAGCAUAUGAGCGCGCUCUGGAAGAAGAGUUUGAAGCGGAUGAGAGAUUUGAUUUGAUGGUCGAUAUGGCCAGAGACGGCGCAGAAGACAGUGACUUUGUGACACUGCUGACCGACAUUGAGAAGCGACGAAAGGCGCGCAUCACCUAUGAAAAAGCAUCCGGUGCAAGUGCCACUGGUGAAGGUAGCGGCUGGACAGAUGGACGGCGUCGAGAUUUGUAUUACGCAAAGGCCAGUCUUAUUUAUGCGAUGGGGGAUAUCGUUCGCGCCAAGUACGAGUUUAUCAAGGGUCUGGUGGCGAUUGGUCUAGAUCUUGUUUCCGUCUAUUCUCAGGCUAGCAGUGGGGUGCUUCCUCUUCCAACCGUCACACCAGCGCAAUCUUUGGUGGCCUUGCAACAGCAGCAGCAACUUAAGGGCCUCAAGAUGAAUCUCGAGUACAAUAACACAGCCUCAGCCAUCCUGCAGACCCUGGCAAAGAUUUACCAGGACGCCCAGCAAAUGGCGUUGGCUGUGUCAUUCUACUACAUUGCGCUGAGUAUCUGUCCCAAUGCGAAUACCUGUAACAACAUCGGUAUUCUGCUUGCUCAACAGCGAUUACACGAAGCUAUUUCGUGGUACGAGUUUGGACUGAACCUCGAGCAGAACCACGUGCAUCUUUUGACGAAUCUAGGGUCUGCGUUGAAGGAUCGAGGGCAAGUGAAUGAAGGGAUCGCGUGCUACCAACGCGCAAUAUCUAUUCAACCCGAUUUCUUUAUUGCCUUGGCGAAUUUGGCGAAUGUGUAUAAGGAUUUGGGUCGUGUGGAAGAAGGAAUUGACCUCUACCGACGAGCCCUUAAAGUCAAACCCGAUUUUAUCGAAGCCUUUUGCAAUUACGUCAACAGUCUGUUGUUUAUUUGCGAUUGGGAAGAGCGGGAUAACAAUCUGAAGAGGAUCUAUCAGAUUGUUGAUCAGCAGCUUCGAGAUGGUCGCAAACAGGUGCCGAAAUUGGUACCGACUGUUCUACCAUUCCACACAUUUACCUAUGCCAGUUUGUCGGCUUGGAUGGUCCGUGAAAUCAGUCGGCGGAAUGCGGAGCGGGUGCUGUGGAAUGUGUUGGUUAGCGAUUGGUUCCCUGGAUUCCCAGAGCGACCUGUUAAAGGGGCGGCUGGACUAUUGGAUGGCAGAAAUAGUAGAAAGGUUUCAACGGUGCAGCCUAAUGCAAUGGAGCAGGCAAUGCAUUACCCGUAUCCUUAUCCACCACCACCACCGCCGAGCCCACACAUUCGGGUUGGAUACUUGUCGUCCGACUUUAAUAACCAUCCACUGGCACAUCUCAUGCAGUCCGUGUUUGGUCUGCACGAUCGGACGCGGUUCCAAGUUUAUUGCUAUUCGCUUUCUCCCACGGACAACUCACCAUAUCGGGCCAAAAUCGAACGGGAAGCAGAUGUCUUUUUGGAUGUGUCGAGUUGGUCCAUCAAGGAAAUCGUCGAGCGUAUCGCAUUGGUGGAUCAGAUUCAUAUUCUGUGCAAUUUGAAUGGGUACACCAAGGGCGGACGUAAUGAAGUCUUUGCUGCGCGUCCGGCUGUUGUGCAGAUGCAAUUUAUGGGAUUCGCUGGGACGAUGGGCGCGGGUUCCGUUUACGAUCCUGACAAUGAUAAGGAAGGUGAUAGCAAGGGGCAAUCAAAGAUUGAGGAGUUGUUAGAUGAUGGAGACGAUGUAAAUACGACUGAAGAAGACGAUGAUGAGAUGUUUGACAAUGUCAAGGAACGGUGGUUGGACUAUCUUUUAACGGAUGAAAUCGCAUCUCCGCGCAAAUUUGUGUGUGGUGAACCGCUGGAAGCAGACGAAAAGUUACCUACGGAUGGUACAAAGCUGAUACAUCGUGGUCUUGUCCGCCGAAAGGAUGAUGCAAAUAGGAUUUACACGGAAGGGCUGGUGUUUAUGCCCAAUACCUAUUUCGUAAACGAUCAUCGGCAGGGUUUCCGGGAGACGGAGGACGCUGAAAUUGAUGACAUUGUCAUGGGCCACGGGGCGUCUGUUAAGGUGGAAAACGGCAAAACCGGCGAUGUGGAUGAAGGAUAUGAUAGCGAUGAUGAUUUAACAGAGGAUGAGCGGUGUCGCUGGCGCAAAGAGCAGAUUCGGCGGUUGAAGAUGCGGGGAGAGCUGUUCCCAUGGUUGCGGGAAGAUACUGUUAUAUUUGCAAAUUUCAAUCAGUUGUACAAGGUGGAUCCUGAGAUUUUUGCAACGUGGAUGAGGAUUAUCAAACGCGUUCCAAAUUCAAUUCUUUGGCUGUUACGCUUUCCUCCUGCAGGAGAAGCGUAUUUGAGAAAGAAGGCUGUGGAAUUGGUUGGAGAGGCGGUUGCUCAGCGGCUCAUCUUCACUGAUGUGGCACCCAAACAUUUGCACAUCCAUCGCGGCCGUAUUGCGGAUGUUUUCUUGGACACGCCAGAGUGUAAUGCCCACACGACUGCCGCAGAUAUUUUGUGGAGCGGAACUCCGGUCGUCACUUACCCAAAAUAUGAUUUCAAAAUGUGCAGCCGAGUGUGUGCAUCCAUUGCGUAUGCAACGGGCCGAUGGUCGCGAUCGGAUCUAGCUGGUUUGGAAGGAGGGAUCGAGACUGCUGAACAAGCCCGGGCGGGUAUUCGGUUGGAAGGUGUGGAGCGGCUCAAGGACAAGUGGCUUCUGGGUCAUUGGAUGGUUGUCAAGAGUUACCAAGAGUACGAAGAUAUCGCUGUGAGACUCGGGCGUGGAAUGAAAUGGGGCUGGAAACGCGUUGACGCUUGGAGAGAUCAUGUACGAAUGACCAAUAAGCGACCGGUGGUCAAUACCAUUGUGGAAUCGAGGGCUAUUUCUACUAAUCCGGCAAGCACGAACCCGCGUAUCCCCCCCAGGCAUAUCUUGGCUCAACCACAAACGUCGCAAGAACACAGUCGACAAGUUACUCGAUCUCAAAUCAGCCAUACCAGCAACAGCAGCCAUAUCCCCAUGUCGAGCAGUAUUGCGUACGUCCUGAACCCGACCACCGUACCAUGUCUUCCAGAUACACCCCCACCGCAUCUGGCCCCUGCUACACCCUUUUAUCCCACCCGCCCCACCUGCACGCACAUUUACACGCCCUUGUCAAGCACCCUCGCCAUCCGCCUCCGCCGCCGUCUCUUUCUGACGCGAGAUGAGUGCGCCCUCUUUGAUACACCUCGUUGGGUAAGAGGUCUUGAACAAGCCUUUGAGAAGUCCUACGCGCGGUGGGCUCAGGCGUGGGCAAGACUUGAGCGAAGACGGGGCAUCCCGUCUAGCACGAAACGGAAGCAACGGGCCACGUCACGAUGUUUGUGGAUUAGGGACACUACUGUCCAUGGUGGACGGACGGGGCAUUUGAAUUCUAUUCAAACCGAGAGGAUGUGAAGGGAGAGCUGAACAUUGGGAUACACAAUGGAUUGAGUUGUGUGUUUUAUUUUCUUGUGUAAUUUUCUCUGUGUGUUUUAUUUCUCUUUUUUUGUAUGUAGUCUGGGUGGGAUGUAUCCUCAAGGUGAGAGAGUAUAAUACGGGUUUUACAGUUGGGAAUCAUUGGGUGGAGUGUGUUUUGGGCGUGGUAGACUUUUUUUUUUUUUGUUGCGUUUGCUGUUUUUGCUGCCAGUGCGGUGCAAAACAAGUUU